AUGGCUAGUUUUACAAUUCCAAGCCUGGCACCCGACACGGAUAGCUGCAAGCUGCAUAAUUCAUACGAUGCGCAAAGCUGUGUUCUGGCUGCGGUCUGCAUUGUGGUGGGAACUAUCCUUUGCUUCUUUGGUGAGAUAAACGUUAGGCGUCUUUGGUGAACUGUGACACAGACGGAAGGCGUCUAACAUUUUGUUGUUCUGUUUUGUAUCGCCAAAAUUUAUCCGUUUUUUGACUUCGGGUCUUCUGAUUCUCAGUUGAUCGUGAAUUAUUUAUUUAGUGGGCUGUAGACGUUGUCACGGUUUUCGACGCCAUCUUGACGAGUAGGCAAACGUGUAAGAAAUUACAGUGUUUGUUUGAGAAUCUAAUGUCGAAUAAUUUCCGUAAAACGGCUGUUCUGAAAAACAUAUAAAUUGUAACUAAAGCUACAAAGCAAAGGAUUGUCCUAAAACUAUUUGGGGGGCGUACCUGUGCUUAGAUUUCUCCAGGGCUUGCUUUAGAUUUUCCAUAUAUUUGUCUGUAAUUUUCCCGGAACUUUCUUACAGACAAAUGUAUAGAAAAUUUUAAAAAGUGGUUCUAGGUCUUCUAGUGCAUGUACCGCCCUCAAAUGUUUUCAGGAGAAUCCUUAGGAGUGAAGCUUUUGUUUACAAAUCAUAUUUUUUUCAGAACAGCCGUUCUACGGAAAUAAUUCUACAUUAGAUUCUCAUACAAUCAAACUGACAACGUCUAAUCUACGAUGUCUGAGUGGCUCAGCCACUAUUUAAAUUUGUGUCUCAUUCGGCUUAAGCAUCUGCAAAGGUUUAAUCAGGGAAAAUCAAUCGAUCGUGUUUUGAUCAAGUGUUUGUGUUUGAUCAAGUUUGAUUUUCCGUUUCGUUGUACGGCUUGUACUUAAUUCCUAGUGAUUCGCAACCGACCCAUUACUUAACUGGAGCAUAAGUCAUCAAGGACUCUCUUCUCGCUUCGAAGAUGAUAAAUAAGAAAUUAAAAAUUAAGUUCCUUUUCCCCAAGUGUGUAGUGUGGAAGCUAAUUUGAUCUUUAGAGUGAGAUUUAUUCGUGAGUCCUUCAGAAAGUUUGUUAGGCCUGUUUCAAACGUCAUGCUACUGCCGUGCUAAGCUGGCUCGACUGCAGCACGACUUGGCUUCAGGCGUCGAAUUUAAUUCACACAAUGACAGUCGAAUGGAACGGCUGUUGCCAAAAACAAAACACAAAAAUAAAGAAACGGUUUAGCAAACUUUUAAAUAUAUUGUAAUGUAUUUAUAAACCAAGUCGAGCUACUGCCGUGCUAAAGUCGAAUUUAAUUCGAUAAAUUGAGUUCGGCACGGCAGUAGCACGACGUUUGAAACGGGCCUUAGUUCACUAGUCACUCGCGCUUAUUGUUCGGCACAUACGCUUCUAUUUCAUAGACAAUUAGGCCCGGCUUCUUCUUUACCGUUUUUUUUAUGGGUGGGUUCGCUUGCCACAAACGCGUAUAGGCGUCGCAUUUGCGUGAUGUAUGUUUUUACUGUUUUGAUCUUAAAAACAAAAAAAAUUCAAGAGGUAAAUGUGGCGCCAGCGUAUAUUCCAAAUGAAUCCAUUCUUUGUUUUAAAGGUAGUGGUACGUAUUGAUGAUCGUUCGGUAACAUAACCAAUACGAUUUGUAUUGGUUUAAUGUGUAGGUGACAAUGCACUGAAGUGUUCCCUAGUACGGAGAGCGGGAGUCACACUGUAGAGCCUAGCCAUCCCGGUUAAACCGCAUAAUCAGUGCAACAAGUGCAGAAAACUCAGGGCAAAAAUUAAGAAAACGAGACGAAUAUUUCGUCCGAAUCAGUGUAAGGAUAUUCUCAGUCUUAAAAAGUUUUCGUGUAUUCAACUUUAGAACAAACUUCAUGUGUCCUUUAUCUUUUUUCAGGCUACCGCGUAUUCAAAUUUACGUUAUUCCUGGCUGGUUUUGCGGCAGGAUUUUUUUUCACUUAUCUUUUGUGUUCUGGAUAUUUGGUUGAUCAUCUUCCUGAGAAAGCUUUGGAACACAAGGAUCAGGUGCGCCAUAAGUUUGGAUGUAGCAGGACCUUUGCUUGUCUCCCACCCAGUCGUUAUUUGGGUCGUCAGACAACCUUGCCCAUUUUUUGACCCAUUCUCUAUUUUCCAAUUGCCCAUAAUACACUCUGUUUGCCCCCCAAAUUCUGCAUAAACCAUUGUUUUUAAAUGCUCCUGGGGGUAUUGCAUUUUCCCAAGAGCAUUUUAAGACAAUAAGUUAUGCAAAAUUUGGGGGCAAACAGAGUGUAUUAUGGGCAAUUGGAAAAUAGUCAAUUAGCCUUUUUGGAAACCAGUAGGGUACUGGGAUCGAGUUGUUGAAUUAAUAUGUUGGGGAACAGUGUAUCAGCCAUCCGAUCACCCUUUAAAAGAUGGUGAAGUGAAGAGUUUGGUUCACUGAAAAGAAACUGGCGGGGACUUGUAUUGUUACCGGCUUUUUUAAUCUGUUUGUGGCAGUAGGGCCAAAAUUUAUAUUGUGACAAUCUUCAGAACUUUUGGUAUCACUCUGGAUAUCACCUUUCUCCUUUCUUGGUCAAGGCACCCAGUUCUUUUCCUUCUCUUUCUUCUUCGUUUUUAUUAAAGCCGUGAAAAACAAGGCUUUUUUUUCUACAACCUCGUUCCCAGGACGAGAUUGUUUUUUCUAUCCUGCAAAGCCGGCGUAUUUUGCAGUGCGAACGAUGAUACGACAAAACGUUUUUCCACCAUCUUGGACGUUGAAACUAACAGAGUUGGGGCGAGAAGAUGGCGGCUGCGAUCAAUGUACCUCCGAGCUUUCUACGACAAUUGGCCAUUUCGGACUAGCCCUAAGCCUCUGUUUCAAAGCGAGGCUAAGUGCGAAGCCAUCGAUAUGAAAUGAUUUGUUAUUGGCAAGCAAAUAAAACUCAUUUCUUAAGAAUAGCUUUGCCUUUAGCCUCGUUUUGAAAGUGAGAGUUUUUUAACUUGGAAAUGCCUAUUCCGCCUGAUCAUCAAAUGCUAUAGAGCGUUUUCACUCACGUGGCCAGCAUCUAUGCUAAUUUAUUGGAACAAAAGAAAGUAUUUACAUAAGAAAAGAGUUCAAAUCCCACAGGAUUGAAUUGGAACACCAAUAUGGCCGCCGUGACGUCAUGUGAAAACGCUCUAUAACCCCUAGCCUUCAAAUACAGCUGUGACGUGUCUCUCCUCGCUUCCCACCUCUAGAGAACGUCAAAAGUGGCGAGGAGCGAAGAGAGACGGCAGUAUUCGCAGGCUUCAUAAUCUCUAUUACAAUUUCAAAUCUUCUCAAACGUUCGUUGAGAUCACUGCACCAUUUCCCACAUUUAUUCAUCAUACUCGGUCAUUGUGAAUCACAUGAUAUUGUUUAAUACGAAUGUUAUGCUUAUUUCUUAUGAACGAUCUUUAAACUUGAACUUAAAUUUUACCAUUAAUAAUGUUCGAGGAUAAAUCACGUUGCCGGUUUUCUUUUUCAUUUUCAGAUCUUUCUCGGCGUCUCUAUCGGUGUUGGUAUUAUUGCUGGCCUACUGACGCUGUGUAUUUUCUAUCUUGGACUCUUUGUCCUUGGUAGGUAUAGCCGUCUGGUUAGAUCCCAAUUCCUUGACACGUUUUGCUUGACCCUAUUAAUUAACGUUAAAGGCGAUGAUGAUAGGGAGCUUAAGCAACGGCGACGGAGACGGCUGCGAAAACGUCACUUAAAAAGUGAAGUCGCGCUGCCUCAAACUUUAUCGCGCUUAUUCCAUCUCGUUUAAUUCGUCAAAUGCUGGGAAAUUUCUUUGGAGUUGAAUUCUAAAGGAUUUUAUCAAAGUUCAAAAAAAGAAAAAGAAAAUUGUUGUUUUGUGUUCCCGUCCUCGACAAAAAGUGAAAUUAGGCACUUUCACGUUGUGGUCGUGCAACGACGGCAAAGAAAUGUACAAAAAAGCGUGAUGCACGUGCAGAGUUGUUAUUUUGCCAAGCUAAACCUAUUGGUUUUUUGCCGUUCUCGUUGCCAUCGCCGUCGUCGUCGUUUAAGCUCCCUAUUGAUAUACUAGACCGCCAGCGGUCGUCAUUCUUUUCUCAGAGUCACGCGCGGUGGGCGAAAAAGUGAAAUUAUGCAAAUUAGGGGCAAUAGGGAAGAGAGAUUGGGGCGGAGAGAGGAAAAAUGACGACUCUUAUUUUUCUUCACCCGGGCUCCGCCCUCGUUCUUCAAGGCGUCGUCGCUCACUCCUCUGCGUGCUCGCGAUCCUCCUUGACUUAAAAGAAAAUUAGGAGACUGUUUUCAGUCUAAAGAUUAACUGGAGUGCAUGCCGUGUUGUUUAGGAGCGACCAUGGGAUGGUUUGUUGGCAUGCUCCUUCUUCCUCUCAUGUACAAACAUGUUGAAUUCUUGUCUGAACACAACUGGGUUCCCUACGUUGUUCUUUUGGCAUUUGCCAUUGCUGGAGGAAUUCUCAUUAUUUGCAUACAGAAGGUAUGUUUUACAAAUUUAUCAAUUCAGUAACGCAGGUGUUAAUGCAGCUUUAUCUACAGCUAGAACUGGUUUGAUAACCCCGCAUGGAUUCUUUUAUAAUUGGCAGUUUGCACUCCUGUACUUGCAACGAUAAUUUUUAAAAAAGUAUUGGUCUGUUCUAAGUUACUGCGCUCAGGCAAGAAAGCGUCAGUAAGAGCUCCUUUCGAUAACAACCUGAAAAAAAUAUUAUUUUUUAUUUUUCAGGUGAUCAUAGUCAUCUCUACAUCGUUUGUGGGAGCCUUCGCUGUCAUCACUGGUUUUGACUACUACUUGGAGAACAGUACCGCACUUUAUUACUCUGUCAACAUGUUGCAUGGUAAGUCAGUAUCCUUAAUUGAAUUUGACCAUACAAGACACGCACGCUGUUUGGAUGUCACUGGUUUUGAUUACUAUUUGGAAAACAGGUCGCGUUCUCCACCCUUUUUGUAUUAUUCUUUGACAGGAAAAGUUGUCCUCUUUUCUCUCGAAGUCUUCCAGACCCCUAAAUUGGACGUUUGAAAAUGUGAAAGUCUCAUUUUUUUUACCUAACUAUAUAAAGCCAGUAUUUGAGCUGCAGACGGCCUUUUGAGCGGGACAUUGCAUUCUAGUGGCAGUAGUUCAAUUUCUUUACCUUGUCAAUAAUUCAAUAUCCAGUAUCGUAAGGAUCCUUAAAAGAAUUUAACUAUACAAGACACACACCCUGAUUGUAUUUAUAAUUUAGUCAACUGUUAAUAAAUGGGAAGAAAGAUAAACAGAACGGUAAGGGAAACUUCAGGUAAUCAUUUAUACUGCGUACCGGUAUUUUUUAUCUAUUUUUGUUUAGGCCAUUAUGACAAGUCUGAUUUACCACAUUGUUGGUACACUUGGCUCAUGUUUUCAUUGAUUCCAAUCAUGUUUAUUGCUGGCAUGGUUGUGCAGCUUAAAAAGACUGGACAAGGCAGAGAUCACAGAGAAGGUAAACGUAAACAACAAGAAAAACAGUCAGCGUGAUCAAGUUUAGUGAUUCCACAACGGACUAAAUCAGAGUUUUAGUCUUGAUGGUUAAAUUGGCAUUCUGGGACUGAGACAGAUCUUGAAUGAAAAUUUACAAUGUAUUGGUGGAAAACGACUCAAACGUUUGCUUAUUUUUAGUAUAACGGAACCACAGGAUGCAACCAUCUCGUUAUUACAACCACUUUUUGCUGACCCAAACAAAAUACAAGUCCAAAUCAUUUUGUCGCUCUGCUACUAACUUUAUACGACCAAUCGAAUGCCUGUUAAGGAUAAAGGCAGCAGUUAACUGGACAAAGCAUAAAACUUAUUAUGUACUUAAAGUCGUUAAAGUACUGUAAUGAGCGUUUGACUGGUGUGUGUGAUAUCAGCCACGUUGAUAAUCGGAGCUUCCAAUGUCGUACAUCAAAAAAUCGUAGCACCAUAAUGUGAUAUGCUACCCCGUAAAUGCGAUUACUCCGUUAAAACGACGGAAUUUUCAUUGCCUAAACUUGGUCGUAUUCCCGUGUCAACAUAAAGAACUUGAGAUGGACCGGACAUCAAAGAUGUCAGGCCGGUUCAAGCCUAAUUUUCUCCUAAGAGCGUUGGCGCGUUUAAUUUUUAAAUUGUCGACGCGUGAAUAAUUCUUCAUACUAAAAAAAUCACCCAAAUCAAUUAAUGCAAGUAAAAUUUUCAAGUGCGAAAUUGGGGGGUGGGGGUGGGGGGGGAAUGGAUUGGUAGAGGGUAUUGUGCUAGUAAAGCAGUGACAGAGACAUACUACAUUUUGGCUGUAAAUCAAUGGCUCUAAUCCAGCAGAUGAGCUCUUCCUAAACCUUCUCGUUCUCUUUUUUGAUACAGGCUGUCCUUUUUUGAACUGAUCUUUAUUUCUAUUAUUUGUACUCACACAGCCUAUUCGAGGAGAUCACGUGUUCCUUUCAUGGGAACUCGCAUGGAUGAAUUCUCAGACCAGGUAAAUGUUAAGCUUUACAGUUUACUUUCUAAGGGGAGGGCACCCCAUUACACCUAUCAAACAUUAGUUUUAUGAAACAUUUUUUUUUGUACCUGAGGAAUAUGCCAGACCAUACAAUGGUCUUUAGCGGUUUCCGUACGCCGAUAUUAGGAUAGUAUUUGCUGUUUUCUUCCACUUCGUUGAAUAAUUGUUAAUUCAUUAUCCUUUUUAGUAUCGGCCGAGAUAAGACCAGAAGUAAAGCCUUUUUGUUUUAUUAUUAUUGAUUUGUAAUUUUAUUUGUUUAUUUCAGCGACCCCUUGUAUCAGGCGAGGAGUAG
Molecule: messenger RNA, 6698 nt
Organism: Porites evermanni
Lineage: Eukaryota; Metazoa; Cnidaria; Anthozoa; Scleractinia; Poritidae
Source: the annotation of a GenBank genome assembly